AUGGUGAAAAGAUCAGCUGAUCCAUCGAAAGGAGAUGAAGGAGACGGAGAUGCGGAAAGCAAUGGACUCAGUUCGAAGAAACCGAAACCGAAAGCUCUACCUUUCGAGUCCACCUAUCUUCGUGCCAUACCACGUGCCCAACAAUAUGAGAAAUCGUUUAUGCAUCGUGAUACAAUAUCUCAUGCUAUCGCCACAGUAACAGAUUUCAUAAUAACAGCCAGUGUGGAUGGUCAUCUGAAGUUAUGGAAGAAGAAACAUUCUGAAGGAAUUGAAUUCGUCAAACAUUUUAGAUGUCAUCUUUAUGGUUUUUCACAUAUAGCCAUAAAUCAUAAUGGUACGUUAAUGGUGACUGUUUGCACACAAGAUAAAUCGAUGAAAAUAUUUGAUGUGCCGAAUUUCGAUAUGAUCAAUAUGUUCAAACUGGAUUUUGCGCCGAAAGUAGCAGCGUGGAUACAUCAAGGUAAUGAUGUUAUGCAAGCGCUGGCAGUUACUGACUCGGAAUCGAGUCGUAUUUUUAUUUACGAUGGUAAAGGUGACGACAAACCCAUUAAUAUCAUCGAGAAACUGCAUUCCAAACCUAUUCGGAUCAUUGAAUAUAAUGCGGUGUUUGAUUGUGUGAUAUCCAUUGAUAUAGUUGGUAUGCUCGAGUAUUGGUCCGGUCCUAAGCAUGAUUUCCAAUUUCCGACGAAUAUCACUUGGAAAUACAAAACCGAUACAGAUUUGUACGAAUUCGUAAAGUUGAAAUCUGCACCGCGAUGUUUGGUGAUAGCGCCAGAUGGUCGACGUUUCGCUGCGGUGGGCAUAGAUCGCCGAAUAAGAAUAUUCGACUUCAUGACUGGAAAACUGCAGAAAACAAUCGAUGAGACAUUGCAGUCGUACAUGGAACAAGCAAAGCUGAAUAAGCAUUUCGGUCUACAAAAUAUGGAAUGGAAUCGGCGCGUAGCGUUGGAAAAGGAGUUGGAUCGGGAUGAGAAUACAUUUCAGCAUAUGUCGAUUUGUUUCGAUGAGACGAGUAAUUUUCUGAUAUACCCGACACCGGUCGGUAUCAAAGUGGUGAAUCUGUUCACUGACGAAACAGUUCGGGAGAUCGGUAAAGGAGAGAAUAUUCGAUUUUUGGGUGUUUCGUUGUGCCGUGCCGUACCAGAUGUUAGGGAACGCUUGCAGGUGGUAGUUAGUUUUAUUUUAAUGGGUCUUUUAUCGUUGCUCUUUCAAAGUGCCUCUUUGCAGCAAGACCUUCCCGAGUCGCGUAUCACCGAUCACGCCAUCAUACACACGACCUAUGGCGAUAUUCAUAUUAAAUUGCAUCCGCACGAGUGUCCCAAAGCCGUCGAGAACUUUUGUACGCAUGCGAGACGGGGCUAUUAUAACGGGCACACGUUCCAUCGUGUUAUUAAAGGCUUCAUGAUACAGACAGGCGACCCGACCGGGAAGGGAACUGGUGGGCAGUCGAUAUGGGGCGACGAUUUCGAGGAUGAAUUCCAUCCAAGACUGAAACACGACAAACCGUUCAUGGUGUCGAUGGCUAACGCCGGUCCGAACACGAACGGCUCACAGUUCUUCAUCACGGUCAUACCGGCCGAUUGGUUGGACGGAAAAAACACUCUUUUUGGACAGGUGACGGAGGGUUUCAACGUGGUUCAAAAGAUAAGUCAAGUGAGCACUUACGAGAAGAGUGGACGACCCAAGGAGGAAAUCAGUAUCAUUUCAAUAACGCUGAAGUAG
Messenger RNA from Anisakis simplex (herring worm), 1722 nucleotides. Lineage: Eukaryota; Metazoa; Nematoda; Chromadorea; Rhabditida; Anisakidae. The record is from the annotation of a GenBank genome assembly.